Coffea arabica (coffee) is the source of this 2371-nucleotide messenger RNA. RefSeq lists its product as uncharacterized. Lineage: Eukaryota; Viridiplantae; Streptophyta; Magnoliopsida; Gentianales; Rubiaceae. The record is from RefSeq and is a predicted model, not a curated record.
UCCGGGAGAUCGUUAGCAACAGACUCUCUAUUCCAGCAGCGAGGAAGGGGAACAGGAGCAAAGGCCAUCUCCACUAAACACAGGAAACCGCUGCACAAUUGUUAUUGGCCUUUUGGUGGUCAACAAAACUCUUUUCAGCUAAGCAGCUAGGUUGUUAAAGUAACCUGGCAGAAGGUCUGGAAGCUGAAAGGUUGCGGUGGCAUAAACUAAAGGAGGGAGGUAAAGAUGAGGGAGCAAGGGCAAAGCAUGCUCAAUGGAUCAGGGGUACAUAGGCCUUCCUGGGAGAAGAUUUGGCUUCCAAAGGUGCUAGCUAAGAACACUAUAGGGAUAUUUCUCUUGAUUCUUCUAUGCAUCGGGGCCUUCUUCUCUACGCGCGUGCUGGAUUCUUCUGUUAUUUCACUCUCCAUAAAUUCCCUAAAGAAAUCAACUUUUUCCGCCAUAACAUCACAUAAUCAACCCGGGAAUAAACAAGUCGAAAUCCCGCUCAAUUGUUCACUUGGUGAUGCUACCCUGACCUGCCCAGCCAAUUACUAUCCAUCACGGUAUUCAGCACGAAAUCCUGACCCUCCCUCAGCGGCAACGCAGCCCACGUGUCCGGACUACUUCCGUUGGAUCCACGAAGAUCUGUCGCCCUGGAAGGAGACCGGGAUUACAGAAGCCAUGGUGAACAUGGCCAACAGGACGGCCAAUUUCCGACUGGUAAUACUGAAUGGAACGGCGUUCGUGGAGACCUAUGAGAAAGCGUUCCAAACCAGAGACACCUUUACUCUGUGGGGGAUUUUACAGCUGCUAAGGAGGUACCCGGGCCAAGUCCCUGAUUUGGACCUCAUGUUUGACUGCGUUGACUGGCCCGUCAUCAAUAAAGAUUCUCACUCUGGGCCCAACGCCACGGCCCCGCCCCCUCUGUUCCGCUACUGCGCUAACGAUACCACGUUGGACAUUGUUUUUCCCGAUUGGUCAUUCUGGGGUUGGCCUGAAAUCAAUAUAAAGCCCUGGGAGGCUCUGUCUAAGGAUCUCAAAGAAGGGAAUGAGAGGAGCAGAUGGGUGGACAGGGAGCCGUAUGCUUACUGGAAGGGCAACCCUCAAGUUGCAGAAAAGAGGAUGGACUUGCUCAAGUGUAACGUUUCAGACCAACAGGAUUGGAAUGCUCGUAUUUAUGCUCAGGACUGGGGUCGGGAACAGCAGCAAGGUUACAAAAAGUCCGAUUUGGCAAGCCAAUGCAUCCACAGAUAUAAAAUCUACAUAGAAGGAUCUGCUUGGUCGGUCAGUGAGAAAUACAUAUUGGCCUGUGAUUCUGUAACUUUGCUAGUGACGCCAAAAUAUUAUGAUUUCUUCACUAGAGGUUUGACGCCUUUGCAACACUACUGGCCCAUAAGGGAGGAUAACAAGUGCAGAGCUAUAAAGCAUGCUGUUGACUGGGGAAAUAGCAAAAUAGAAAAGGCGCAAGCCAUUGGCAAGGCAGCAAGUAAUUUUGUUCAAGACGAGCUGAAAAUGGACUUUGUCUAUGAUUACAUGUUUCAUCUCUUGCGUGAGUAUGCGAAGCUUCUAAAAUACAAGCCUAGCGUCCCUCCAAAAGCAAUUGAACUUUGUUCUGAAUCGAUGGCUUGCCCUGCUCAAGGUCAGGAGAAGAAGUUCAUGAUGGAUUCCACAGUUAGAGGUCCUAGCAGUGAAACUCCUUGCGGCAUGCCGCCUCCUUAUGACCCUGCAACUCUACAUUCUAUUAUUGACAGAAAGCGAAACUCGAUAAAGCAAGUAGAGACAUGGGAACGACAUUACUGGGAUCAAAGAAACUUAUAGCAAAAGAUGUGCAUCACAAAGGGAACCAGGUUUCUUUGUUCAUUCAGCUCUCGACAGAGAUGGAUCUUAAUUACGAUGGAACGCUAGAUAGCCAAUUCUUGAUCUCAUACAUAAAGUGCAGACAGAGAUAUGGAUGUCCUUAUUCUCUUUAUUCACAUAUUGCCUUUCAGAAACAAAAAAGAUAGAAAUGUGUGAGCCUGCAAGAUCUUGGAUCCUUCCUGUCGGAUAGUUGCUGGACAAAUUGAGGGUUGAGACAGAUCAAAAGAUCCUUGUGCAAGUGCAAAAUAUAACAUUCUCGCUCCACUCCAAGUCCUACCUGCAACAUUCUCACAACUUGGCUUUGGAAAUCAAUGGCAGCAGCACAUGCACUUGCAGAUUCUUCCAUGCUGACCUUGCCAACUGAGAUUUCCAACAAUGGAGGAACAUCCUCUCAGGUGAUUGCGUUCAAGAUCCAGCAGCUGAAGCUGAAAGAGCAGGCGAUGUUCUGGAGUUAUAGUUACUUGGAACAUAUUUUAUUAUUUUUAAAUAGUCGUGGCAGUAUUCUGGAGGAAUAGUUACUCGGAACAUAUACUAU